AUGGCGCAAGCCGCCAAACAGCUCCGCAAGGCCAAGGACCUAGCGGAAGCUUCGGCACAGGAGCAAAGGGAUAAAGAGGAGGAGAAGCUUAAGAGGAGGAACCGAUCGAGGGAUCGCAGGCGUAAGGCAGAUGCUGCGACCAGUUUUUUGCGCGCUGCUCGCUCAGGUAACCUGGACAAAGCUUUGGAGCAUAUCAAAAAUGGAAUCGACAUUAACACAGCCAAUCAGAAUGGACUUAACGGGUUACACCUGGCCUCAAAGGAAGGUCACGUCAAGAUGGUUCUGGAAUUGUUACAUAACGGCAUUGAUCUGGAGACCACUACGAAGAAAGGGAAUACCGCUUUGCAUAUCGCUGCACUGGCUGGACAGGAGAAAGUGGUUGCCGAGCUUGUUCACUAUGGUGCCAACGUUAACGCCCAGUCACAGAAAGGCUUCAGUCCACUCUACAUGGCCGCACAAGAAAACCAUUUGGAGGUGGUGAAAUUUCUCCUCGAGAAUGGAGCCAAUCAGAGCCUCUCAACUGAAGACGGCUUCACCCCGUUGGCCGUGGCGCUGCAGCAGGGCCACGAGAACGUCGUUGCCCUUCUCAUCAACUACGGCACAAAGGGCAAAGUCCGUCUGCCCGCACUGCACAUCGCCGCCAGAAACGACGACACACGCACAGCCGCUGUACUGCUUCAGAACGAUCCCAACCCAGACGUCCUGAGCAAGACUGGUUUCACUCCGCUCCACAUUGCAGCACAUUAUGAGAAUCUGAGUGUUGCCCAGCUGCUGUUAAACCGGGGAGCCAACGUGAACUUUACCCCAAAGAAUGGCAUCACUCCACUGCACAUCGCGUCCAGGAGGGGGAAUGUGAUCAUGGUGCGGCUGCUUUUGGACAGGGGAGCUCAAAUAGACGCCAGAACCAAGGAUGAGCUCACUCCUCUACACUGUGCUGCCAGGAACGGUCACGUUCGCAUCGUUGAGAUACUGUUGGACCAAGGAGCUCCUAUCCAAGCUAAGACCAAGAAUGGCUUGUCUCCCAUUCACAUGGCCGCCCAGGGUGACCACAUGGACUGCGUGCGACAGCUCUUACAGUACAACGCCGACAUCGAUGACAUCACGCUGGACCACCUGACCCCGCUUCACGUGGCGGCGCACUGCGGCCACCACCGCAUGGCUAAAGUGCUUCUGGACAAGGGAGCCAAAGCCAACGCCCGCGCUCUGAACGGGUUCACUCCUCUGCACAUAGCCUGUAAAAAGAACCACAUGCGGUCCAUGGAUCUCCUGCUGAAACACUCGGCGUCCCUGGAGGCUGUCACUGAGUCUGGUCUAACGCCCCUCCAUGUGGCCGCAUUCAUGGGGCAUCUGAACAUAGUAAAGAGUCUGAUUCAGAGGGGGGCCUCUCCCAAUGCAUCCAACGUGAAAGUGGAGACGCCCUUACACAUGGCCUCCAGGGCAGGGCACUGUGAGGUGGCUCAGUUCCUGUUGCAGAAUGCAGCACAGGUGGACGCGAAGGCUAAGGACGACCAGACACCCCUGCACUGUGCGGCUCGUAUGGGCCAUAAGGAGUUGGUGAAGCUGCUGUUGGAGCACAAGGCUAACCCUGACUCAGCCACCACGGCUGGCCACACCCCUCUGCACAUAGCUGCCCGGGAAGGCCACGUCCAAACCACCCGCAUCCUCCUCGAUGGCAAUGCCCAACAGACCAAGAUGACCAAGAAAGGGUUUACUCCUCUUCAUGUAGCAUGUAAAUAUGGGAAGGUGGAUGUGGCGGAACUGUUGCUGGAGAGAGGAGCCAAUCCCAAUGCAGCUGGGAAGAAUGGACUCACUCCACUCCAUGUGGCUGUUCAUCACAACAACCUGGAUGUGGUCAAGCUACUGGUCAGCAAAGGUGGCUCUCCACACAGUACUGCCAGGAAUGGGUACACUCCCUUACACAUAGCAGCCAAGCAGAACCAACUGGAGGUAGCCAGCAGCCUGCUUCAGUACGGAGCCAAUGCCAACGCUGAGUCCCUGCAGGGAAUCACCCCCCUUCACCUGGCCUCUCAGGAGGGCCGGCCUGACAUGGUGGCCCUGCUCAUCUCCAAACAGGCCAACGUCAACCUGGGGAACAAGAAUGGACUGACUCCUCUGCACUUGGUGGCACAGGAGGGCCACGUGGGCAUUGCGGACAUGCUGGUCAAACAGGGAGCAUCAGUCUACGCUGCCUCACGGAUGGGCUAUACACCUCUACAUGUAGCAUGUCACUAUGGCAACAUCAAGAUGGUGAAGUUCCUCCUGCAGCAGCAAGCUCACGUUAACAGUAAGACCAGGGUCGGGUACACGCCGUUGCACCAGGCAGCCCAGCAGGGUCACACGGAUAUCGUUACGCUGUUACUGAAACACGGAGCUCAGCCUAAUGAGAUCACCACGAAUGGAACCUCACCUCUGGGCAUUGCGAAGCGAUUGGGGUACAUCUCCGUCAUUGAUGUGCUUAAGCUGGUCACUGAGGAAUCCGUCUCCAUGAUCACCACAGAAAAGCACCGGAUGAGUUUUCCGGAGACGGUGGAUGAGAUUUUGGACGUCUCCGAGGACGAAGGAGUUGCGCAGCUUACCUUAGGUGAUGAACUCCUGGGGAUGGACGGCGCUCGCUAUCUUAAACUGGACGAUCUGAAGGACCAGGAUGAAGACUUCCUGUCACCUAAGAAAACUCUUAGAGACUUUGAGAGCGGCCUGGGAACAACACCUUACUCCCCUGCAAUUCCCAGAAUCCCUUGUGUGUCACCUGAAACAGUCAUGCUGGACCAGCACACCCCUGUCCCUCUGCCUAAGGAGUAUGACGAGGACUCACUGAUCCCCAGUAGUCCGGCCACAGAGACCUCAGACAACGUUAGUCCAGUGGCCAGUCCCAUCCACACUGGGUUCCUGGUGAGUUUUAUGGUGGACGCGCGGGGAGGUUCGAUGCGCGGUAGCAGGCACAACGGGCUGCGCGUGAUCAUUCCCCCCCGCACCUGCGCGGCCCCCACGCGCAUCACCUGCCGCCUGGUCAAACCUCAGAAACUCACCACCCCACCUCCGCUGGUCGAGGGGGAGGGACUCGCCAGCCGCAUCAUCUCUUUGGGACCCUCCAGCAUGCAGUUCCUUGGGCCUGUGAUAGUAGAGAUUCCCCAUUUUGCGUCACUGGGCCGUGGGGAUCGGGAGCUGGUGGUACUGCGGAGUGAAAAUGGGUCGGUCUGGAAGGAGCAUCGCAAUCGGUACGGGGAUGACGUGCUAGAGACCAUACUGAACGGCAUGGACGAAGAUCUAGAAAGUCAGGAGGAGUUAGACAAGAAGAGAAUUCGACGAAUCAUCUCCACAGAUUUCCCCCUGUAUUUUGCUGUGGUGUCGCGUGUCCAGCAAGAGAGCGACCUGAUUGGUCCAGAGGGUGGUCAGCUGACCAGUAAGCUGGUCCCUCAAGUGCAGGCUAUCUUCCCAGAGACUGCAGUCACCAAAAGAGUUCGACUAGGAUUACAGGCUCAGCCAAUUCCUGAUGAGUUGCUGACUCGACAGCUGGGGAACCAGGCCACCUUCAGCCCUGUGGUGACUGUAGAGCCGCGCAGACGCAAGUUCCAUCGGCCUAUUGGCCUUCGCAUCCCCCUGCCCCCCUCCUGGAGGGAGAGUCCACGAGAUGCUGGCGAGGGGGACACUACCAGCCUGCGCCUCCUCUGCAGUGUCAUUGGUGGCACAGCCCCUGCCCAGUGGGAAGACAUCACUGGCACCACCAAGCUCAUGUAUGCCAACAACUGCGCCAACUUCACCACCAAUGUGUCUGCAAGGUUCUGGCUAGCAGAUUGCCCUCGGACGGCGGAGGCCGUGACCUUUGCCAACCUGCUGUACCGCGAGCUGAUGGCCGUACCGUACAUGGCCAAGUUUGUGGUCUUUGCCAAGAUGAACGAGGCACGAGAAGGUCGACUUCGCUGCUACUGUAUGACUGACGACAAGAUGGAUAAAACCCUGGAACUGCACGAAAACUUCACCGAAGUAGCCCGAAGCAGAGAUAUUGAGGUAAUGGAGGGUAUGCCACUGCACCUGGAAUGUUCCGGAAACCUUGUUCCAGUUAGGAAGGCCACACAACAACCUCGCAGUUUCAGUUUCCAGGCCUUCAGAGAUAACCGACUUCCCGUCACUGUGAAGGUGAGAGACAGCAAUAAGGACGCCACUGGAUUCCUGUCCUUCCUCCGCAAGUCCACAAAAUAUGAGGACACGCAGCAUGUGCUGUGCAACCUCAACAUCGUCAUGCCUCCCUGUGUUAAGGUUGUGGGGAGCGAGGAGCGCCGGAGAACUCUGACCCCGCUGGCUCUGAGGGAGAGGUACAGCGCCCUCAGCGAGCCCGGCCCAGCCACAGUGAAUGCCAUGGAGAGAACGGAGCUCAAAAUCUCACUGAUUGCUGAACAGUUAGGACUGAGCUGGGCAGAACUGGCUCGGGAACUGCAGUUUGGAGUGGAUGACAUUAACAGGAUCAGAGUCGAGAACCCUAAUUCUCUCCUGGACCAGAGUUCAGCUCUUCUCAACCUGUGGGCCGGCCGGGAAGGCAAGAGAGCCAAAAUGGAGUGUCUGUACGGAGCUCUGAAAAACAUUGACCGGUCGGACAUUGUGAAGUCCCUGGAGGUCCAGGCUCCGCAGGCCGUACCUGAGACUGUGGAGGAGGGAGCGUGUCGAGACUCUACGCUGCUGUCUCCCAGCGUCAUUAAUGGUUACGGACUGGUUCAGGAGGAGCUCCUCUCUCCAGCCUCAAUGCAGUACAGUCUACCGUCCCCACUGGGUGUGGAGCCCUAUUGGCAGGAGGUGUCAAGCCUUGAGUGUGCUCCCAUUGCCACCACCGAGGAGGAUACGAUGAUGGAGAUGUCGGAUGUGCAGGUAUGGCCGGCAGGGGUGAGUCCCUCCCUGGUGACGGUGGAGGACUCGUCUCUAGAGGGCAGCAGUCGCGCCGACGAUUCAGAGGGCAACACGCUGAGCCUGCCCUGUAGCAGUUUGGGGCGACCCAGCAGUGGUGCAAGUGGGGCCAGUGGCUCUAUUAUGGAGCUGGAGGAAGAGGAAGAGGAGGAGGAGGUGGAUGAAGACAACACGCAGCACGAGCCUGUCUCCUCUGGCUCGGACAGGGCUCGAGCCAGUGGCGCUGUCCCAAAGGUCAACUACAACGGGCAGGUUGGAGGUCAGAGGUCGGAGGGCAGGAGGUCAGAGUUGGCGGCAGGCGGCAGCUUGACAGGUGGAGCUAGAGGAGGAGUAGGAGGAGCAGGAGGUGGUGGAAUUAUGGCAAGUUCAGAGGAAAAGCUUUCUGUUCUUACAGGGCAGCAGAUUUACGCCCAGCUGUGCGAGAGGACUGGACUAACCCGGGCCUCAGAGCACAACGGAGACAGGCUAGGGGGAGGUGCCUUCCAGCCCUAUGUACAGGAGAAGGAGGCCUUUAAAGACUCCAUUCACAGCUGGUCCCAGCACAAACCCAGACAAGCCGUGGAAUCCACAAUGCCAUCGCCUAGAGACCACAGCCAAUCACGCGUCUCCCAGGAGGCCCUGAUGAUGCCGGUAUGUGACACAGGCCAUUCAGAGGUCCUGCGGGGUCGUCUGCUGGGCACACAGCCCUUUGAGAAGGGACUGGGUUUCUCCCACCAGGAGGAGGAGUUACGGGCAUGGGACCAUGAGAGACGAAAGGCACAGAGAGAAGAUCCGGUCGAAUUCAUGGGUGAACAUCCAAGUGAAGAGCAGUUGACUGAUGAACACGGAAACAUUGCAAGAAAGGGCCAAACAUCCACUGCCAAACCAUCCUUCACCAACACACAAAAGGGAGACAGAGCAAGACAAGGAGCAAGAGAGAGAAGAGGAGGCGACGAUAAGAAAACCACAAAAUGA
This is a messenger RNA of Chanos chanos (milkfish), 5847 nucleotides long. It is a transcript of the gene ank1b, whose product is annotated as ankyrin 1, erythrocytic b. Gene Ontology annotation, biological process: signal transduction. The record is from RefSeq and is a predicted model, not a curated record. The transcript has 42 exons. Gene Ontology annotation, molecular function: protein binding. Lineage: Eukaryota; Metazoa; Chordata; Actinopteri; Gonorynchiformes; Chanidae. Bases 1 to 5847 code for a protein of 1948 amino acids.